AUGGUCGUUGAACCCUUGAACAAAUUUGAAACAACUGACAACAAAUCUCGCCACAUGACGAGAAACCCUAACCUCACCGCCCCAUGGAUACAACAGGAAUCUAUGCCGGAGCUCCGUCGAAUCCGCUGCGUCAUCACCGCCGACGAGGUGCUCCUCCUCAACUCCCUCGACAGCUACGUCUUCCAGUAUGCCGCCGAGCUGCAGCGCCGCCUCCUCCAGCGCGCCGAGGGCGACGAGCUCCCCUUCGAGUUCCGCGCCCUCGAGCUCGCCCUCGAGGCCGCCUGCUCCUUCCUCGACGCCCAGGCAGCAGAAUUGGAAAUUGAAGCAUAUCCCUUACUGGACGAGCUAACAUCGAAAAUUAGUACUCUAAAUCUGGAACGCGUUCGGCGGCUAAAAAGUAGACUAGUCGCUCUGACCAGAAGAGUUCAGAAGGUCAGGGAUGAAAUAGAACAGCUAAUGGAUGAUGAUGGAGAUAUGGCUGAGAUGUAUCUUACCGAGAAAAAGAUGAGGAUGGAAUCAUCAUCUGUGUUUGGUGAUCAGUCAUUGGCAACCUUCAACGCGGCAGCCGCUGGGACUUCAGUUUCAGCUCCUGUGUCUCCAGUCUCUUCACCCACAGAAUCACGGAAGUUGGAGAAAACCUACAGCUUGUGUAGAAGUAGACAUGAUAGUGUAAAGAGCUCAGAUAACUCAGUGACUGAACAUAUUGAGGAGCUUGAAAUGUUACUGGAAGCAUAUUUUGUAGUCAUCGACAGCACUCUUAACAAGCUGACCUCGCUGAAGGAGUAUAUUGAUGACACCGAAGAUUUUAUCAACAUUCAGCUGGACAACGUCCGGAAUCAGCUGAUCCAGUUUGAGCUUCUGCUAACAACUGCAACAUUUGUCGUCGCCAUUUUCGGAGUGGUCGCGGGGGUAUUCGGGAUGAACUUCGAGACCGACGUUUUCAGCAUCCAGAAUGCAUUCCAGUGGGUGCUGAUCAUUACUGGAGUGGUUGGCGCUUUCAUCUUCUGCUUCUUCGUCUGGUUCUUCAAGUACAAGAGACUGAUGCCCCUGUAG
Triticum turgidum subsp. durum (durum wheat) is the source of this 1053-nucleotide messenger RNA. The record is from the annotation of a GenBank genome assembly. NCBI's taxonomy places the organism in Eukaryota, Viridiplantae, Streptophyta, Magnoliopsida, Poales, Poaceae.